Filobasidium floriforme is the source of this 993-nucleotide messenger RNA. RefSeq names its product zrt1 protein. Gene Ontology annotation, molecular function: zinc ion transmembrane transporter activity. Gene Ontology annotation, cellular component: plasma membrane. The record is from RefSeq and is a predicted model, not a curated record. The annotation marks the transcript as partial. The transcript has 6 exons. NCBI's taxonomy places the organism in Eukaryota, Fungi, Basidiomycota, Tremellomycetes, Filobasidiales, Filobasidiaceae. Gene Ontology annotation, biological process: zinc ion transmembrane transport.
CACCACGGAAACUGUUCCCCCGAACAGCUCGCCAACUGCGACACCACCGAGAUUGCCAACUAUAACAAGCCCUUACACAUUGGUGCCAUCUUUAUUGUCCUCGUCACGUCCGCGCUCGGAGUCAUCAUCCCUCUUGUCAGCGGACGAAGGAAGGGACCCGGACGAGGUAUCAUGGGAAACGUCUUCUUUGUGGCCAAACACUUUGGAACGGGUAUCAUCCUCUCCACCGCCUUCAUCCACCUGCUGUUCCACGGUUUCAUCAUGUUUGCCAACAGCUGUAUCGGCCACAUGUCCUACGAAGCCACUGCUCCCGCCAUUGCCCUCGCUGCAGCCUUUAUCACCUUUUUGCUCGAUUUUCUCGGACACCGUCAUAUGGCCAAGCACCACGCCGACGGAGCAGUCAGCCCUAGCAGCUCGAGGGAUGGGCACGAAAAGUCGCCCAGGUCUCCUGGCGAGACCCCUGGAGUGGACCCCCAGUUCCUGGAGCUUGGACACGAUCACCACGCACACUUGGCCGCUUCCGAUCAGAAGUGGCAAGUCUUGGUCUUGGAGGCUGGUAUCCUAUUCCACUCGAUCAUGAUCGGAGUGACGCUGGGCGCUUCCGGUGGGAAUGGUUGGACUACGCUCCUGAUCGUCAUCGUCUUCCACCAGUUCUUUGAGGGUCUUGCUUUGGGUGCUCGAAUCGCUCUGCUGCCUUUCACUCAAGCUUGGAAGCCUUGGAUCAUGGGUGCUGCCUUCAUCAUCAUUACUCCUAUCGGUAUCGCCAUUGGUGUGGGCGUUCACGAUGGUUUCGCUGCCAACGGAAAAGCCGCCUUGCUCUCGGUUGGUAUCCUUAACAGUAUCUCCGCUGGUAUUCUCCUGUACGCUGCCUUUGACCUUCUAUCGAACGAUUGGUGCCGGGGCGCUUUGAGGACCGCUCCUUGGAGCCGAGUCUUCGUCGCUCUUUUUUCGUUGGUGGCCGGUCUGAUUUGCAUGAGUGUCCUCGGAAAGUGA